CAUAAAAAAAAGUAGUGCGCAGUGUUUGCAGAAGUAAACAUGGAUGCAAAUGGUGGAGCAUAUCUUACGAUUUUGAAGUUGUUGUCCGACCGGAGCAGCAUAUUAACACCUUAAUCCUCGUUAUCGUCCGCCAUGGUUGUUGCUUUUCUCCCCGCUUGCGCAUAUUAGGGCGCAGAAUAGUGACGUUUGUCGCGUAUCAAUGACGUUCAGUUCGGAUGAACGCGACCAGGCCAUACAGACCCGAGUGCCGUUUGAAAAGAUCAGAUUCGUAUCGGAUUUAGGACCAUAUAUCCAAGUAGCCUGGGUCGCAUUAAAACAUUUGUGUUGUUCAGACUGUCAUAAAAAGAUCAGAUAAAGGUCGUAUUAAGGCAAAUAUAUAUAUAUAUUUGGGCCAUUUCUGGAUGCAGUGUGAACAUAGCCAAAGUAUCAUUUGCUUCUUCACAUCAGGGGUGAAGAACACGAGAGGAAACGGAACUGUUGCGUAGACAUUCUUAAUCUACUUCAAAAUAAGAGCAUGAAUAUAAGCGUCUAACUUCUUAAGAGCCGAUAACCAAAACUUCAAUACAAAUGUUGAUAUUUCCUCAACUGAAAGUUUAAGAAACAGCCAGGGUGUGGAGGUCCGCAGGAGAUGACUGGUGAGUCGGGCACCUUCACCAGCUGGAACUACCCCAGCAGCUACGACAACGGCGUAAGCUGCACAUGGAGCAUCACUGUGGACCCUGAUAAGGUGAUUCAUCUGUGGUUUGAGGAGUUUGCUUUGGAGGAGACUCAGCUCUGCACAGGAGAUUUGGUCACACUGCAAGACACACUGGGAAGCAUCGGUAAAUACUGUGGCUACACCAAACCCAAGCCUUUGGUGACUCUUUCAAACCACCUGACUGUCUUCUUUGACACUAAUGAUAGGAAAACAGACCAAGGAUUUAAAGCUCACUACAAAGCUGUGACUCCAGAGUUUGCGUCGGAAAUAGCCGGAGCCGGCGGUUUCCUCCAAGGUGAUCAGGGGAAUCUGAUGACUCCGGGCUUCCCGGGACAAAACUAUCCAAACGGAGCGCUGUACCAGUGGAGAAUUACAGUGCCUGAGGGCGAGAGGGUCCUACUGACGUUUACCACCUUUGACCUCGUCCCAGAUGUCUGUGGAGACUUUGUUCAGAUUUAUGAUGGCCACAAGGCCGGAUCUGCUUUGGUUGGUAAAUUUUGUGGUGGGACUGUGCCGAAGCUAGUGGAGUCCAGUCACAACACAAUGGUUGUCCGCUUUAAAUCUGACAACAGCUUGACUUCUAAGGGAUUCCAGGCAACGUACACAAAGUCCAGUCGUCCGCCAGUUAUCACUCCCACCACAACCAAGGCUCCGUCCACCACAAAAACUGCUCCACCUCCCACAACGUCCGGCAGUGGAGGGCCAGUAAUCAUUGAAGGACGGAAAGGAGUUAUCCAGUCUGCAGGUUUCCCAAAUUCAUACCCGGCUCAUUCCAAUAACUCCUGGAAGAUAUCAGUGUCCAAAGGGUUCCUGGUUAAACUGCAGAUCACCGACUUCGCGAUCACUGGGGAGACCGGACAGUGCAAAGACGACAAGCUGAUCAUCUCAGACAACUACAGCAUCCUGGGUACACACUGCGGCUACAUCCUGCCCCCACUGGUGGUCAGCGCCAGUAACUCGAUCUCUGUCAACUUCCAGUCGGACAGUCGCCUCACGGAUCGAGGAUUCUCUGCAGAGUUUGAGGCGGUGUAUCCUGAAGAUAUCGCAGACAUCCAAGGAUGUGGCUUUUCCUCUGAAGAGGAAACUGGUGUUAUCAAGUCCCAGAACUGGCCGAUGAACUACAAUGCCAACAUGGAGUGCAUGUGGAACAUUGCUGUGCCUUUAGGGAAGAAAAUCACUUUGACAUUCACUCAUUUUGACCUGGAAGCCAAAGACUUUAUCACAUCUAAGUGCUACGACAAUGUGAUGCUGUUUGACAUCAAUGGCUUGACUAGCGCACUAAAUCAAAAACAUGGACCUUUAUGUGGAACAAACCUGCCCAACAGCAUCCAAAGCAAAGGCAACAGGCUGCUGAUCCGUUUUCACGCAGACAUGUUUACUGAGGCUAAAGGUUUCAGAGCCUACUGGACUACAGAUCCCAGUGUCCCUGCUCCCACUGAGCCACCUGCUGAACAAAACCCCUGGGACGGCAUCCCCAUAGAUUGGCCCGAAACGUGCGGGAAACCGGCCGUUCCUCCUUCUGUCGUGUCACGCAUAGUGAAUGGAGAGGAAGCUGUAGCGCACUCCUGGCCCUGGCAGGUGUCCAUGCAGGUCUGGCCUUCCAGUCAGCCUGAGCCCAAGUUUUUUCACACCUGUGGUGGGACUUUGAUUCAUAAAAACUGGGUGCUAACAGCAGCCCACUGCUUCAUAAGAUAUGCAGAUGAGCUACAGCGCUGGCGUAUGUGCCUCGGCAAACACAACCUGACCACCGCAGAGCCAAGUGAACGCUGCAUCAGCAUCUCUGGCAUCUAUCGCCACGAGGGCUUCCAGUAUCCCACAGUUCCCACUGUGGAGUUUGACAUUGCGCUGGUGAGGCUGGUUGAGGACGCCGCUCCCACAGAUCAGAUUUCCUUCGCUUGCCUUCCCUCUGAGGAGGAAAUCCUUCCUGAAGGAAAGAAGUGCUACGCCACAGGCUGGGGGGACGAGACAGGUGAUUCGAUGAAUCCUAAAGCUUCAGAGACGCUCAACCAGGUGGCCCUUCCUGUUGUCCCGUAUGACACCUGUAAACGAAUGGAUUACUGGUGGUUCCAGUUGAAGACCUCCAUGAUCUGCUGCGGAUACACACUGCCUGACGAGCUAAAGUCUGUCUGUCAGGGAGACUCUGGGGGUCCACUGGUUUGCCAGGACACACCUGGCGGUCCCUGGGAGGUUCAUGGUAUCACCAGCUUUGGUCCUAUUGGAUGCAUAAUGAACAAAAAGCCCUCCGUGUUCACCCGCUCCUCAGCCUACCUUCCUUGGAUCUCAAAUGUCAUCCGCAGGGAGCUCUACAAUGAGCACACAUCGGGUUGUGGAGGGCCGAAGGAGUUGUCCGGCGAAGGCGGCACAGUGUCGUCGAUGAGUUACCCCGCCGCCUACAGCAACAACGCCCGCUGCCAGUGGAACAUCGAGGUGCCUGCAGGGAAACUGGUGCACCUCCACUUCGCCGGUUUCUCCCUGGAGGAGAGUCAGCUGUGCAUGAACGACAAAGUCAGCCUCACAGACAAUGUGGGAAGUUUGGGGACCUACUGCAGUCAUGUUCCCCCUGCAGAUUUGGUGAGUGAUGGAACUAAACUUCAAAUCAGCUUCUCCACUAACGACAAGGUGGUGGACUCUGGCUUCACUGUGACCUGGAAGGCGGUGGACCCUACAGAGGCUCCAUGCGGAGGACGUUUCAGCAGCAACCAGGGGGAAAUCACCUCUCCAAACUGGCCCAGUGACUACAACGCGCAGAGCGUCUGCACAUGGCUCAUCAAUGUUCCCUCGGCAGAAAGCAUUCACGUGGCGUUCACUGACUUCGAGCUGCAAGCCGUUAACCUGUUUGGAAACUGUGUUGACUACGUGGAGAUCUUUAAUGGAGAAACCAUGGCAUCACUUGGUCGGUUCUGCGGCUUCGCCCCACCUCCCACCUUCACCAUCCCCAGCAACACGGCUGUCAUCCGCUUUUUGAGUAAUGGCGCAGAUCAGCAGAAAGGUUUUCGAGGUUACUGGACCACUGAUGCUAGUGUUGUUCCGACUUUACCUCCUCCUCCUCCAAACCCCUGGGACAACGUCAUUAUCAAUUGGCCAGAAGAUUGUGGAAAUCCAGCAGUGAAACCUAAAACGACGACUCAGCACGUCGUCAACGGGGAGGAGGCCAGGCCGCACUCCUGGCCUUGGCAGGUCUCAAUGCAGGCGACACUCUUGCCUCCCAUACCUUACCUGCACAACUGCGGAGGCUCUUUGAUUCAUGAGGAAUGGGUCCUUACUGCUGCUCACUGUUUUAUGUUCCCUCUGAACAAACCCUCCUUGCACCGCAUGUGUUUGGGAAAACACCACAUGAACUCCUCCAUGGACGUUCCCUCGGCGGAGAAGUGCUUCCAGGUGGACGAGAUAAUCCGACACGAGGGCUUCGUGUAUGAGCAGGAUCCCUCUGACAUCACGGACGACAUCGCCCUGGUGCACCUGAGCGAGCCCGUCAACAUGACGAGGGAAAUCAGCCCCGUUUGUCUGCCGAAGCCCGGAGCCGUGAUGCCGGCGGGGACGCCGUGCUUCGUCACAGGAUGGGGAGACGAGAAAGGUAAUUUGUUCCCUGUUGUGGCUAAGUCGUUGAACCAAGCAGCUCUUCCAGUUGUUGACUUCCAGACCUGCAGCAAACCUUCGUACUGGUGGGACACGGUUCGGCCCUCCAUGAUCUGCGCCGGCUACGAAUCCCCCGACGAGCUGAAAUCUGCCUGCCAGGGCGACUCGGGCGGUCCGUUUGCCUGCUCCACCGCUGGGACCUGGGAGGUGCACGGUGUGGUCAGCUUCGGACCGCAGGGCUGCAUCAAAGACAAGAAACCAUCGGUGUUCACCCGAGUGUCGGCCUUCAGCCACUGGAUCGAGAACAGCAUCCGGAAGUUCAUUUAUGAAAAUAACAAAACGAUAUGAGAUCUGCACAGAUCAGGAUGAAAUGCUUUCAGAGUUCAGAGUUGUGUUUUAUUGUCUUAACUACAUAAAAGUGAGAAUAGAGAGUAUUUAAUCAUGUAAGUAUCACAUUUAUGUUCAAAGAAAAUUUCAUAUAUUUGCAAA
Molecule: messenger RNA, 4762 nt
Organism: Xiphophorus couchianus (Monterrey platyfish)
Lineage: Eukaryota; Metazoa; Chordata; Actinopteri; Cyprinodontiformes; Poeciliidae
Product: ovochymase-2
Exons: 25
Coding region: 629-4621 (1330 amino acids)
Biological process (GO): proteolysis
Molecular function (GO): serine-type endopeptidase activity
Source: RefSeq, a predicted model, not a curated record